GAAGCAUUUUAUGCUACACAACCACUUUGUGUCAGUCAUUCGAACGAGAAAUACAAAACAACACGUACUCAUUUUCAUCGACGAAUAAGAAAACAAAAAACUAUCAUCGGUAAUGGAUAUGGAUCCAGGCGAAGGUACUUCAGAUGGUCGUGUACGACGCAGGACGGACUUUGUUGCAGUCGAAAUAAAGCAAGAGGCAGAAAUCAAGGUAGAACCAUCGGAUGACAAUGAAUUCGGUUUGGUGACACGUUCGAAUGUAAGGUUUGCAGCAGAUGCAGUGGAAGUGACGUUAAGCAUCGAACUGGCGGACGAGUCUGAAUUGGAUUUUCUUCCGGACUUUGAUUUGAAUGGUGUGAAAGAUGAAAUCAAGUGCGAAGAAGGGAAGUCAGAAAAAGAGAAUGAUACGUUAGAGAAUUCUAGUUUGGAAGAAGGUGAACUGAAUGCUCCUGACGGCGAAGACGGUGAGUCAGAGGUCAAAUCAAACGUCAACCGAAAGAGAUCUAAGACAAAUGGCAAAGGAAAGAAACGUGACGGAUCGAAAAAACAAAACAAACGGAAGAUUCUGAGGAACAAGGCGGCGAAGAAACGGUCGGGGCACAAGUGUCAUGUGUGUGGUCAUGUUGCAUCGAAAAAAUGGAAUCUCGCCAGACACAUUCGUAUUCACACAGAAGAAAAAACAUUCGUAUGUCCAGUGUGUUUUGAAAGUUUUGCGCGAAAAUUCACUUUGAAUUGUCACUUGCGAACUCACACCGAAGAGCUUCCCCAUUCUUGCCUGAAAUGUGGUCAACGAUUUACCAUCGAAGAGGUCAAACAAUCACAUGAAAAGCGCUGCAAAGGACGUCGAUUCGAAUGUUAUCUCUGUGAAUACAAAAGUUUCACCAGUCACAGUCUCAAAAGACAUAUGCAAUCAAAACACACCGGUGAACGUAAAUUUCAAUGUGAAGUAUGCGGGAAGAAAUGUAUCUAUAAAGGUGAUCUCAAUCGACAUUUGGCCACCCAUCGUGAUCAGUUCCCAUUCGGUUGUACCAACUGUCGCCGAGGAUUCACGCAAGCAGAGGAUAAAAUAGCACACGAGGAGAUCUGCGAUCGACGUCAAUAUCAGUGUUACAUAUGCGAAUAUUCCACACUGCAAACGACCAACCUACGUUAUCAUAUACGAGUCCAUCAUACAGGGGAGAAACCGUUCGAGUGCAAGUGGUGUGACAAGUGUUUCAUUCGCAAGGACAAGGCCGAAUCGCACAUGAAACGCAUUCAUCAAUCCAAAAAGUAAUUCUGUGAAGAACAUACAUAACUGUUCUAUUCCGUUUGAAAUUUACAUCUUUGCUUGAUUAAAUAACACUAUCUGUUGACUAGAAUUAAGAAAUGUCAAUAGACUUAAACAUUAUUAGAAUCCUCACAAUAAAAUUUUGAAGAAAUCUGUUUGAAUGACAUUUUUCACCAACAAUUUUCCAAUUGAAUCAAGUUGAAGCGAUUAUGCAAGAAAUUUAUCCGUUAAAGUUCAGAAUGUAACUUUUGAUUUUUACCUGCUGAUUCAAUAAAAGUUGAAAUUAAAAUUCAUUUUUUAUUAGCUCUGGCCUUGUCCCUCUUCUGAUCGAGUUUAUUUCAACUGUGCCAAUGUAAUUACAAGGACAUAAGUUUACCCUACAAGAAUUUUGCGAUACAUUGAGGUUUACGUCGACAUUUCGCCGUAAAACAAAACCUUCCCGUGAUAUUCCGCAUUGCGAUAGGUUUUUCAAUGUACAGGUUUACGCAUAAUCAUUACGCCGACAUAUCUGCGACAUAUCGCAUUGCGUAAACCUGUAAAUUCGAAUUGUAUCCAACUUCAUUACAUUGAAAACAUAAUUUCAAAUGGUUUUAUUCAAACUUUUCAUGUUGCUCAUCGUUGCUAAUAAGAAAAAAAAACUUAUUCAAAAUAAUUAUUAAGUAGA
Molecule: messenger RNA, 1928 nt
Organism: Sitodiplosis mosellana (orange wheat blossom midge)
Lineage: Eukaryota; Metazoa; Arthropoda; Insecta; Diptera; Cecidomyiidae
Product: oocyte zinc finger protein XlCOF6.1-like
Exons: 2
Coding region: 113-1270 (385 amino acids)
Cellular component (GO): nucleus
Source: RefSeq, a predicted model, not a curated record